Messenger RNA from Electrophorus electricus (electric eel), 1914 nucleotides. The record is from RefSeq and is a predicted model, not a curated record. Lineage: Eukaryota; Metazoa; Chordata; Actinopteri; Gymnotiformes; Gymnotidae.
UGAAGGGUCCUACCUAUAUACGUUUGUGGUAAAGUGAAUUUGUGUGCUGUUUAAAAAUAGAAUAAAUAGCAUUACAUCACCGCUAAUGGUUUAAUCAGUUCAUAUUCUUAGACGAACGGUUCAUAAUUCAAAGAGAAGUAAUUCUGUAUGGAAAAUGUGGAGACUAAAAGCAGUCCGACACAGGGCAAGCCGCUCUGCCAAGGAUUUAGAAGAGUUUAAGCACAAGAGGCGAGAACACGAAAAAGCCCUGAGACAAGCGAGGAGGGACAGACAACUUAUUAGCAAGAGGGUUUUGUUAAACGAAGAUGAGGAGCAAGAGAAAGACGUUAUGGAAACAGAUGGUGCUCCUGUUUCUCCAGACCAGAUUCGUGAGAUGAUACGCAGUGUACAAUAUGGUGGAGAGGAGAGAGAUACUCAUCUGGCUAUGCUUAGGAAGACCCUGAGAGACCCUCAGACUCAUCUUAUCUUCACUAAGGUGGAAAACAGCAUGUAUGUGCUGGUUGGACAGCUGAGUGGUCACAAUGCCCAGUGUCAGCUGCAAGCAGCACAUUGUCUACAAGAGCUCUCCCAGUCUCCCCACCUUGGUGUGGGGCAGGCCUGUUUAGCUGCCACGCCUUACCUCCUCACAUACCUCUCCAGCCCAAGCACCAAGCUUACGGAGCUUUGCCUGUACAUAUUAGGGAAUCUGUGGCCUGAUGGUGCCUUAGUGAGAGAGAAGCUGCUAGCCCAAGGUAUAGUGACUGCCCUGGCCAACUGCAUUCAGAAUCAGAGAUUUAACUUGGCAGUGGUGGAGGCAGUGGGCUUUACCUUGUCACAGCUUCUCCAGGAGAAAGACGUGGCUGACAAAGUUAUUCCGUUGGUAAUGGCCUCUGGUUUGGUCCCACACCUGAUUUCAUUUUUGACUCCAGAUCCUGAAUUUGGUUUGGGACCAGCAAUUGAAUGUGCCUGGUGUUUGCAUUAUUUAAUGUCAUGUGAUGUUGAUACCUCUGCCUUGCUAAAUCAUGGAGUCAUCUCACAUUGCAGUAACCUUUUGAUUACACUGGGUGGAGCCACUGCUAAAGGAAGCGCUGAGGAAGGCCUAGAACUGCUGAUCUGGCCCCUGCUGCGUUGCCUGGGAAAUCUGCUGGCCACUGAGGUGUAUGAGGGUGCUGGGUGCCCAGUGGGUGUAGAGGAUGCCCGUCUCUUAGUUGCCCUGUGUGUCUUCAGUCAGGCUUACCUUUCCUCCCACUCUGCUCUGACCCGGGAGAGCUUGUGGGUCCUCAACAACCUCACAGCUGAUUCGCCUGUGUUUUGCUCAGCCAUGCUGUUCUUCAACCUUGUGCCACAUUUGCUCCAGCUUUUACCUUUCUCCAAGGGAAUCAAUUCAAUGGUGCUGAGAAUCCUGGGUAACAUUGCCUGUAAAGGGGCGGAAUACUGUGUUCAGCUGACGUAUGCGGGUUUGCUCCCUGCCCUUUCUGCUACACUUAGAAUGGCUGAUCCGGAUGUGGUGACCCUAAGCUUGGAGGUGCUGCACUUACUGAGCACUUGCAGCCCACAGAUCUGAAUCUGAUCAAGCAUCUUUGGGAUGUGCUGGAAAAAGUCUGAUUUGUAGAGGGCCCACCUCAUAACAUACAGAACUUCAAGGAUCUGCUGCUAUUAUAUUGAUGCCGGAUACUACAGUACACAUUCAUAGGACUUGUGAAGCCCAUAACUUGAUGGUUCAGAGCUGUUUUGGUGGUACAAUGGGGGGCCUACACAAUAAUUAGGCAGGUGGAUUUAAUAUUAUGGUUGAUCUGUGUAUGUCCUUAAGUCUGCCUAACACCUUUUUCUCAUUCCUGCAGGUAGCUGAAGAGUUUGGUAGACUGAAUAUUGUUCCUCUACUGGAGGCAAUUAAAUAUUAUAAUGAAAAAGAGCAAUGUGUAAGGGCAUCCUAUA